Messenger RNA from Mesorhabditis spiculigera, 873 nucleotides. The record is from the annotation of a GenBank genome assembly. NCBI's taxonomy places the organism in Eukaryota, Metazoa, Nematoda, Chromadorea, Rhabditida, Rhabditidae.
AUGGCAAACUUUGUCGGAGGGCUACGGUACAAUUCGGGCAUGUACAAAUAUCUCCUCAAGGAACUGAACGAAAAAGAAGUCCGAGAAUUACAGGAUAUAGCCACUCCACUCGAAAAACUUUCCCGCCUUAUUGAGCAGCAAGUAAAGGACUCCGAUCUUGUUUUGGCCGAGGAAACCGUACUGGCAAUGCUCGAUAGAGUGCGAACCAUGCAAACGGCCAAAGUAAUGUGGCCGACAAGCACCGUUGACUAUAUAAUAAACGCCUAUGAAAAGUUUGAGACGGGCUAUAAUGCUUUUGUUGAAGGGGGCAGAAACGAGACGGAAGCCGCAAAGCUCAUGAUUACGAUCCUAAGUGGAUUUUUGGGACUAGAGGACGAUGUUUUCAACCUUUUCGACAGCGGUCUAGGCAUGAACUCUAUGUAUAACCCCGAGGAAAAUAAACACUUGUUGUUGCUGACUGCACUCAUCCUUGGAUUGCGCGGUGAUCGAGGGAUAAAGUUUGGUACUACGUACACGAUCGCGGGCCACGAGAUGUACCAUUCGAUUUUGACAUUCCCGGAAAUGCAACUCCAACUUUGGGACCGGAAGGUGGCACUGAAUCGCGAAUGCUACAUUGAUCAUAUGAUACGAACCCAGGAUAUGUAUCGGGCUGAAGAGAACACAACAUAUUUGAACUCGGGCGUAAAUACUACGGGCGAAGACCUGCCGGACUAUGAGGGGCUUCAAGCGGCGUUCAAGUUGCUACAGCAGGAGGGCGGUUUGGAGGAAGUACCCUAUCCUGAGCUGCCAAAGAUCACGCGAGAGCGCUUGUUCUUCUACAGCUGGACGGCAACCUGGUGUAUUCAGGGACCACGGCGCAUUUCGAGUGACAGG